CUGCUGACCCUGGAGAUGUCGGCUGCGGGUUGGGUGGAUCCCUUGGGUCCUCCCAGCAGCUUUGCGAAGCGGGUGCUGGUGACCGGGGGCGCUGGUUUCAUUGCAUCACAUGUGAUUGUGUCUUUAGUGGAAGAUUAUCCAAACUAUAUGAUUGUAAAUCUAGACAAGCUGGAUUACUGUGCAAGUUUGAAGAAUCUUGAAACCAUUUCUAACAAACAAAACUACAAAUUUAUACAGGGUGACAUAUGUGAUUCUCACUUUGUGAAACUGCUUUUUGAAACAGAGAAAAUAGAUAUAGUACUACAUUUUGCUGCACAAACACAUGUAGAUCUUUCAUUUGUACGUGCCUUUGAGUUUACAUAUGUUAAUGUUUAUGGCACUCACGUCUUGGUAAGUGCUGCUCAUGAAGCCAGAGUGGAGAAAUUUAUUUACGUCAGCACAGAUGAAGUAUAUGGAGGGAGUCUUGAUAAGGAAUUUGAUGAAUCUUCACCCAAACAACCAACAAAUCCGUAUGCAUCAUCUAAGGCAGAGGCUGAGUGUUUUGUACAGUCUUACUGGGAACAAUAUAAAUUUCCAGUUGUCAUCACAAGAAGCAGUAAUGUUUAUGGACCACAUCAGUAUCCAGAAAAGGUUAUUCCAAAAUUUAUUUCUUUACUACAACACAACAGGAAAUGCUGCAUUCAUGGAUCAGGGCUCCAAACAAGAAAUUUUCUUUAUGCUACUGAUGUAGUAGAAGCAUUUCUCACUGUCCUCAAAAAAGGGAAACCAGGUGAAAUUUAUAACAUUGGAACCAAUUUUGAAAUGUCAGUUCUCCAGCUUGCCAAAGAACUAAUACAACUGAUCAAAGAGACCAAUUCAGAGUCUGAAAUGGAAAACUGGGUUGAUUAUGUUAAUGAUAGACCGAUCAAUGACAUGAGAUAUCCAAUGAAAUCAGAAAAAAUACAUGGCUUAGGAUGGAGACCUAAAGUGCCUUGGAAAGAAGGAAUAAAGAAAACAAUUGAGUGGUACAAAGAAAAUUUUGACAACUGGAAGAAUGCGGACAAGGCAUUAGAACCCUUCCCAAUACAGCCACCGUUUGUGUAGUCAGGACAGUUUUUGGAAAAAGAAGAAAGUUAUCCUACCUCGACAAGAUAUGAAAUCAAGUGACCAAAUGAAGUGUCUUUUUUUUUUUUUUCCAUUUGGAAUUAGAUUCAUGACUUUUUGUAUAAAAUCCAAAUGCAAAAUUCCUCAAUCUUUAGAAGAGUUUCAGUAUUGGCAUAGGAUUUAAAUAUCAAGAUUCUUUCAGGAAACUUUUCUGAAUUAGGAACCAGUAGGCAUAGAAAGACUCCUUCAUAGGAAUGGGCAGAAGGAGGCAUUGCCCGGUUCUGAGAACAAGGACAGUAUUAGCUCGGCUGAUGACAGCUUUGCUGGCACUGAACUCAGUCAGCCUCCCAGCCUUUUCCUGCCUAGAAAGUCUCUGAAGUUCUCAUUUUUAGGCAAGUAGGAUGAGACGUAGGCCCUAACUCAUCUUCUUUUUAAAGGUAUGGUAUUGUGCUACAAUUGCUUUAAAAAUGGAACAAAAUGGAAGCACUUUUUAACUUUUGAUAAUUUUGUAACAUGAAGUUAAAUCUUUUUUAAAAGGACAUAAUUUUUAUAUUUUCAAAGUCAUUGAACUAUGUAUAAGUAACCUUGUAUCAGAAAUUUUAUCAUGUUUAAAAUGAUUUUAUUUAUCAAAUGAUCUAUAUUUUAAUGUAUUUAAUACAGAACAUGUUUUUUUAGUAAUGAAUGUUUUUAUUUUCCUAUAGAAGAAUUUUUAAAUACUAAAUUAUGUAUUUUUAAUUCCUCUCUCCCCAUUAUAUUUGAAAAUGUAACCGAUUGGACAUUGUGUUGAGAAAGAUAAAAGAGUCCAAGAGUGUGCCCAGCUUUCUGGCUUUGGUGCAUGAUUGAUGGUUGUUUUCUCUGUGAAGUAGAAAGCCAGGUCAUUAACCCAGAGGUGGGGAGGGAGGGGGAGAGAAAUGGGAGUGAGGACCUGGAGAAUGUGGGGAAAGAGUAAGCAUAUCCAAAAUUAGUAAGAGGAUUUACCAAACAGAAAUCAAACACAAACUGAAGUUGAACACUUGUAACUUCAAAAUUCUGAGAUAUGUAAAAAUAGUUAGAUUGAGCCAGAAUUGGGAAUAGUAUGAAUCGGGUCGGGCGGAAGGACGAGGGAGUGAGAUUAUCUGAAAUGAUGCUCCACAGGUCUUCGUUGUGUAGGGAAGAAAUGCCUCUUGGAGGUAGCCUGUAGAAAAUGGAGAUCAGGAGCCAGGUGUAAGGGAGGUUGAGGUGAAAGUUCAGGGAGGCUGGGAAGUUACAGGCACAAAUGGGACCAACUGAGCAAUUGUCUGUGGUGGAGUUGGUCAUUGAGGGCAGAGGACAAAAUAAAACACUUGCUGUAUCAUUUGUUCUUACA
This is a messenger RNA of Eptesicus fuscus (big brown bat), 2428 nucleotides long. It is a transcript of the gene TGDS, whose product is annotated as TDP-glucose 4,6-dehydratase. Bases 16 to 1083 code for a protein of 355 amino acids. NCBI's taxonomy places the organism in Eukaryota, Metazoa, Chordata, Mammalia, Chiroptera, Vespertilionidae. The transcript is spliced from 12 exons. Gene Ontology annotation, biological process: nucleotide-sugar metabolic process. The record is from RefSeq and is a predicted model, not a curated record. Gene Ontology annotation, molecular function: dTDP-glucose 4,6-dehydratase activity.